AUGCCUGCACGUAAGAGUGACGCCCGCAAGAGCGAUGUCUCGGUAGCAAGAUUUGUGCCAGUUGGAGGCGACACCGUCAUGGCCACCGACACACCAUCUACAGAACCAGCAGCCACACCAGCCGGCGCGGCUGAGUCGACCGGGCCACAGGACCUCACACUACCGAAAUCGAUCAUCACCCGCCUCGCGAAGGGGAUGCUACCGCCGAAUACACAGAUACAAGCGAACGCGAUCCUCGCCCUGACGAAGAGUGCGACAGUGUUUAUUAGCCACCUGGCUGACGCUGCGAACGAGUUCACGACAGGGGCGAACAGAAAGACUAUUACUCCCCACGACGUCUUCAAUGCGAUUGACGAGAUUGAAUAUGGCUUUAUGCGCGAGAAACUGGAAGCCGAGUUUGCGAAAUUCAACGAAGUCCAAACCUCCAAACGCUCCACCUACCGCAAAAAGGUAGCCGCAGCCAAGAAAGCCGCCAGCCAACCUAGCAGCAGCUCCGGCGUUGCAGCCGACGUUUCCAUGAUCAGCACCGCUUCAACCACCGCUGGCGGCGGCGACGAAGCCGGUGGUACUGGGUCAUCUGGUCAGGCGCGCGCAGCAAAGAAAGCAAGACUGGACCCUUCAGCAUCAUCGGCUGCCGCGGGUGGUGGGGGGGACGAUUCACGGAUGGAUGUGGACGAGGAGGUCUCGGAUGCGGAGACUGUGCCUGAGGAGCAGGAGGAAGGUGGGGAUGAGGAUGAGGACGAGGAGGAUGAUGAAGAAGAAGAGGAGGAUGAGGAGGAGGAUGAUGAGGAGGGAGGAGGAGAGGAUGGGGAUGAGUUGGAAGAGCGGGAGGCGAGGGAGGACGAGGAUGAGGCGCUGGAUGACGACAGUGAUUGA
This is a messenger RNA of Dichotomopilus funicola, 876 nucleotides long. Its product is annotated as DNA polymerase epsilon subunit D. Gene Ontology annotation, biological process: DNA damage response; heterochromatin formation; leading strand elongation. The record is from RefSeq and is a predicted model, not a curated record. Lineage: Eukaryota; Fungi; Ascomycota; Sordariomycetes; Sordariales; Chaetomiaceae. Bases 1 to 876 code for a protein of 291 amino acids. Gene Ontology annotation, molecular function: protein heterodimerization activity; chromatin DNA binding. The transcript is spliced from 4 exons. Gene Ontology annotation, cellular component: epsilon DNA polymerase complex; CHRAC.